AUGAAGACCAUUCUCAAGGUUGGAAGGUGUUAUGAAAGGCUGGUGAAGGAAUUUCUGGUGAAUCUUUCUGUGGAAGUGGGACUUCCUGAAAGUGUUGAGUUUAGAAAGGUUUAUGUGAGGGCUAAGUGUGUUGAGUUCUCUCCUGCUGUAAUCAACAAAGCACUUGGAAGAAGUGUUGUUGAAUUUGUUGAUAAGGAAUUGUCCUUGGAUGUGACUGCCAAGAAGAUUACUGCUGGCCAAGUCAAGAAGUGGUCUAUCAAGAAGUUGUUGUCCACUAGAAAUCUGAGUGUGAAGUAUGUCAUCCUUAACAGGAUUGGGGCUGUGAACUGGACCUUGAAACAUGCUGACACUUAUGCUGUGAAGUUGCCAGUCUCAUUUCCAUCUCUUCUUACAAAAAUCAUCCUCCAGCAGCAUCCUCAGAUCAUCAGGACUGAUGAGGUUGCUAUGCCCAAGGGUGUUCCAAUUACCCUGGAUCAUCGUUUGUUCAUGGAGCCGCAUGUCCCAAACAUUGUUGUACCAUCUAGCAGGACUUAUGCCCCUACACCUGUGAGUGAAUCUAGCACUAAGCUCAAUAUUGCUGAAUUGCAGGAUGUCUCUAAGGCUCUGCAGGAGACUAUCAAGAUCAGCACUGCUAGGAAGUUGAAGGUUGAUGCUUUGCUCCUCAAGCUUCUAGAGGAAGAUAUGUCCGUGACGAAGUCGACCGACAAGACCUGGGAGACUCAUGUGCAUGAGGCGAAUUGGGGUGUGGCUGGAGCUAACGAUGGGUACCAGGGCCAGAGUUAUGACGACGGUGUUGCCAACUUUCGUAGGCUAGACCAGCAGGGGUGGUGA
This is a messenger RNA of Lotus japonicus, 831 nucleotides long. RefSeq lists its product as uncharacterized. The transcript is spliced from 3 exons. The coding region runs from base 1 to 831 and encodes 276 amino acids. Lineage: Eukaryota; Viridiplantae; Streptophyta; Magnoliopsida; Fabales; Fabaceae. The record is from RefSeq and is a predicted model, not a curated record.